AAACUGUAUCACAUGCUCCCUGUCUGUUUCCUUCUGUAAAACAUCAUGGCUUUUGAGGCGUGCAGGUUGCCUCUGUGCAAAUUCACCUUGUUGUUCUUGUUUUCUCUCUUCGUUUUUGGAAAGACACAGCGUAAGGGCUUCGGGAGGUUCAAUCAAGAGCAGCACAGCAGCACAGCAGAUGUGUUUGGGGAGCAGUGGUUCCUUCAGAAACUGGAUCACUUCAAUGGUGCAGACAGUAGAGAGUGGAAGCAAAGGUACUUUGUAAAUGAAGCCUUCUACAAGCCCGGUGGUCCGGUGUUCCUGAUGAUUGGAGGAGAAGGGGCAGCCAACUCAGCCUGGAUGCAGAGCGGCACCUGGCUCACGUACGCCGAGAAACUGGGAGCGCUGUGCUUGAUGCUGGAACAUCGCUUCUAUGGAAAGAGCCACCCAACAGCUGACCUCAGCAACGACAACCUGCGCUUCCUCAGCAGCCGCCAGGCGUUGGCUGACCUGGCACACUUCCGCACCGUGAUGGCAGAGGACCGAGGGUUGACCAACAGCAAGUGGGUGGCAUUCGGCGGGUCGUACCCCGGGUCUCUCGCUGCUUGGUUCAGGCUGAAGUUUCCUCACCUGGUCCACGCCUCCGUGGCCACAAGUGCACCUCUUCACGCCACUGUGAACUUCCCAGAAUACUUGGAGGUUGUGUGGCGUUCGCUGGCCUCAGAGAACGCAGAGUGCCCCCUGCUGGUGAAAAAAGCUUCAGAUACCCUUCUUGAGCGCCUGAAGGACCCGAAGACCUAUGACAACAUCACCAAGGACUUCAGCCUGUGCUCAAAGCUGCAGAUCCAGACAGAGAGGGACUCGGCCUACCUCCUGGAAGCGCUGGCGGGCAACUUCAUGGAUGUUGUCCAGUACAAUGAAGACAACAGGGCGUUCGAGGGCGUGGUGGGUACCAACGUCACCAUCAAGGUGCUCUGUGGCGUGAUGGGUGACACUUCACUGGGGGACCCUUACGCCCGCUAUGCUGCCGUGUCCCGCCUCAUGAUGGACACCUUCUCAAUUAAAUGCCUGGAUGCCAGCUUCGACAACUACCUCAGAGACAUGACGAACACAUCCUGGGAGGGGACGGCUGCAGGGGGAGGGCGACAGUGGGUCUAUCAGACCUGCACUGAAUUUGGAUUCUACCAGAGCACCGAUUCCCCAAACCAGCCAUUCUCCGGCUUCCCUCUCGUAUUUCACGUUCAGCAGUGUGCAGACUUCUACAACGUCAGUGCUGAGCAGGUGGCCGAGGCCGUAGCCCAGACCAACGAGUAUUACGGCAGCUACGGCAUCUCCUCCUCCAGAAUAGUGUUUCCCAAUGGGUCCAUUGACCCAUGGCACGCCUUGGGAAUCACCCAGGGCACCAAUCCUGACCUCCCAGCUGUUUUCAUCAAAGGAACAGCCCACUGUGCCAACAUGUACCCGGCCAGAGCAGAGGAUCUCCCCCAGCUAACUCUUGCCCGUGAUCACGUCUUCUUGCUCCUGCAGCAGUGGUUGAAGGAGUGACUGACAGACGAACAGGCCAAUCAGAAGCGUUUCAACGCAGACUAAUUGCUUUUUUGUCCCGAUCAUUGACCACCACGUUAUGACUUCUUAAAAAGGCACUUUACAAGAGUAUCAGCAGGUACAAAGUUCAGGUAUUUAAAAUGAAAGAGCCCAUUUUACACGAAUGAAUAAAGUUCUUUUUUUAUGAUUA
This is a messenger RNA of Labrus mixtus (cuckoo wrasse), 1714 nucleotides long. It is a transcript of the gene prss59, whose product is annotated as serine protease 16. Bases 46 to 1524 code for a protein of 492 amino acids. Gene Ontology annotation, biological process: proteolysis. NCBI's taxonomy places the organism in Eukaryota, Metazoa, Chordata, Actinopteri, Labriformes, Labridae. The transcript is spliced from 9 exons. The record is from RefSeq and is a predicted model, not a curated record. Gene Ontology annotation, molecular function: serine-type exopeptidase activity; dipeptidyl-peptidase activity.